Molecule: messenger RNA, 1875 nt
Organism: Impatiens glandulifera
Lineage: Eukaryota; Viridiplantae; Streptophyta; Magnoliopsida; Ericales; Balsaminaceae
Product: root phototropism protein 2
Exons: 5
Coding region: 64-1812 (582 amino acids)
Molecular function (GO): protein binding
Source: RefSeq, a predicted model, not a curated record
CUUCUAUUCCUCCCUUCUCCUUCUCUCUGUAUAUGUUCAAAGGCUCCCAAGCCAACCCCAUCCAUGGCUGCUUCCAACAUCAAGAACAGCAACAAUCGAAUCUCUCUUGCAAUGGAAAGAACUGGCCAAUGGGUUUUCUCUCAAGAAAUUCCAACUGAUGUCGUCGUUGUAGUCGGUGAAGCCAAUUUCCCUCUCCAUAAGUUUAUGCUUGUGGCCAAGAGCAAUUACAUAAGGAAAUUGAUAUUAGAUUCAAAGGAACCAGAUCUUGUACGGAUCGACUUAUCUGAUAUUCCUGGAGGACCAGAGAUCUUCGAAAAGGCUGUUAAAUUCUGUUAUGGUGUCAAUUUCGAGAUAACUGUUCAUAAUGUUGCCGCACUUCGCUGUGCCGCUAACUACUUACAGAUGACUGAUAAUUACUGCGACGGAAACCUAAUCGGCCGGACUGAAGAUUUCCUUUCUCAAGUCGCUCUUAUAAGCUUAUCUGGAGCUGUAGUCGUUCUCAAAUCUUGCGAGGAUUUACUUCCUCUAGCUGAUGAACUCAAUAUCGUCCAGAGAUGCGUUGAUGUUAUCAGCAUAAAGGCUUGUAAUGAAUCGAAUUUUCCGAGUAGAUCACCGCCGAAUUGGUGGACAGAGGAGUUAUCAAUACUCGAUGUAGUGUUCUUCGAGAAAAUCAUAAUUGCAGUGAAAUCUCGUGGCGCGAAGUCUAUAACAAUAUCGAGUGCUAUAAUAACCUACGCAGAAAGAUCUCUUCGUGAUCUAGUCCGAGAUCAUUCCUCAACGGGGAAGAAAUCAAUUGAAUCAGUAGAUUCCGAACUUCGUAUUCGUCAGAGAGAAGUUCUUGAAUCAAUCGUAACAUUACUUCCAACAGAGAAGACAUCUCUUCCAAUUAACUUCCUAUGCUGCCUCCUACGAACCGCUAUUUACUUGCGAGCAGCGACUGGAUGUAGAAACGAACUGGAGAAACGAAUUGCUGCUUUGUUAGAACACGUUACGGUUGAUGAUCUGUUGGUUCUAUCGUUCACUUAUGAUGGAGAAAGGAUGCUUGAAUUGGAUAGCGUGAGAAGAACUAUAUCUGGAUUUGUUGAGAAGGAUAAGAGUGUUGCUGUCUUCAAUGGUGGUGAUUUUCGAGAUGUUUGCUCGACGGCAAUGCAACGAGUAGCGAAAACUGUUGACUCUUAUCUUGGCGAGAUUGCUGCGUAUGAGGAAUUGAGUAUCUCGAAGUUUAAUGGAAUCGCAAAUCUUGUACCGAAGGGAGCUAGAAAAGUCGAUGAUGAUCUAUAUAGAGCCGUCGACAUCUUCUUGAAGUCUCAUCCAAACCUAGACGAAAUCGAACGAGAGAAAGUAUGUAGUUCGAUGGAUGCAUUAAAGUUAUCAUACGAAGCAAGAUUACAUGCAUCCCAAAACAAAAGAUUACCAGUGCAGAUAGUUCUUCACGCCCUGUAUUACGAUCAAUUGAAACUAAGGAGUGGUAAUGAAGAAAGGGACGUAUCGGACGCUGUUUCAAUGAGGAAUCAAGUUCAAUCGGAUGUUUCUCUUGUUAAGGAAAACGAAACCCUUCGUGACGAACUAAUGAAGAUGAAGAUGUACAUAUCUGAUAUCCAGAGAGGUAACAGCAGCAAUAGCGCGACAAUUACGACGACGUCAAAACAAACGAGUUCAAAAAAACACGGUACAUUCUUCUCGUCUUUUUCUAAAAAGUUAGGGAAAUUGAAUCCGUUUAAACAUGGAUCUAAGGAUACGUCGAAUAUUAUCGAUGAAGAUGAAGUUGAGAUUAAUACUAAGCCGAGAAGGAGGAGGUUUUCUAUAUCUUAAUUAGGUUUAUUUGAAUGUUUGGAUUUUAGAUGAAAUAUGUGCAUAGUGAGUGUUGUUGUUCAA